UCACUGGCAAGAAUGGAGCCGCGAGGCAACAGUCAGUCCGAGGCGACCUCCGUCACCCAGCAACCAGGUGACACGCCUUUUGGACUACAGCAAGAAGCUAAAUCCCCCGUGAGGACAGCUAGUGCCGCAGCAGCCAACUCGACGAGUGCCUCGUGUGCUGGACAGAGAGGACAGAGGCAGCGAUGGCGGAGACGGGGCAGGACCCGCUGGCCGCCGUGCAGCAGGAAGCGGACCGCGUGCAGGCAGCGCUGCAGCAGAGGAGACAGCAGCUGCAGGAAGGCGUCGAGCCCGAGGCCGUGCUGCAGGAGCUGGACAGUGUGCAGAAGGUGGCCGACACCAUCGCCGGCCUCCUGGGGCUGCAGGCGGCCGCCGCGCAGUCCCAGCCCGGGGACCCGGCCCGGCGCGAGCGCCUGCGCGCGACCAUCCAGGGCCUGCAGGAGGAUAUGGAGCGCGUGUCGCAGCAGAACAGAGUCCUGAAGGAAGAGAUCCAGCGCACGAUGCGAGAGAGCGGCGCGCAGUUCCAGCCAUGUCCGGGGGCAAGCCAAGGCGGCGCGGGUCAAACCGUCGAUGCAUGCUUCUGCCCGGUGACGAGCAACGACUGUCGCCCGCAGCAGCAGUGCAAGCCGGCCGAGAGGAACAUGACGAAGCAGAAGCUGCAGAUGGACACGGCAUGCUUCAGGGCUCCGGAGCCACGAAGACCUGCCCCCACCACAUGCGGUUGCUCCCGGACAGCCGGGCAGGCGAUGGGCCAGGGCACCGCCCAAGCCGUCGACGUGUGCCUCUGCUCGGCGGCGAACUAUGGCUGUCGCCUGGAGAAGGAGCUGAAGCAGGCCGAGAGGAACUUAAAGAAGCUGCAGGAGGACACAGCAUGCCUCAAAGUCCCGGAGCCUCGACGACCUCCUGCCCCCGCUGCGCACGACUGCUCCCAGGUGGCUGCGCAAGCUGCCUGCGUCUCGAAGAAACAGCGUGAGCUGCAGGAAGAGCUAUGCAUGCUGAGGCAGUGCUUUGAGAGGAAGAUGGAGGAAGUGUCACGGCUGAUGGCGGAGAACAGGAUGUUGAGAGAAGACAUUAUGAGGUCCGAGGAGGAUAGGACUCAGGUGGAGGCGCAGCUAUGCGCGGCCCAGAAGAAACUAGAGAACCUGGAAAACAAAAUGGGCAAACAGCCCGCAAGAGAAAAGGAGAGCAGUCUUAUGGAAGCCAUCGCGCAGAGGGAUAGAGCCGAUCUGCUGCUAAAGCAGGCCGUGGAGACGAUAAAGAAUCAGACGGUACAGCUGGCCGAGUUAAAGAGGAAAUACCUCGAUUCGCAGCGAGCACUGGAGGAGCACAGACAAACUGUCCAGAGCUUGAAGAGAGAUAACAAACUCACCCAAGAAGACUAUGGCACGCGUUUAUGCCGCAUAAAGAGCGAGUAUCAGCAAGAGUUGCAGGUACUGGCAUCCAAGGCCUCAGCGCUGGAGAAAGUACGAGCAAGUCUGAAGGAGGCUACAAAUGAAAGAACGACACUACGCAAUAAGUGUUCAGAACUGACGAGACAGCUGGAUAUCUCCGAAAAGAGGGUGGCGUACCUCGUGAGUCAGCUGGAUUCUAUGCUUAGAAAGAGGUCCCAGAAUGGGCCAUCUGAAGCUGGGGACACAGAGAGCUUGUUGAGUCGCACGAAGCAGGAAAAUGAAGAGUUGAAGAAGCUCGUGGUUGCGCUUCAAAACGAGCUGAUGGCAAAGUCUCAGGACCUGGUCGCUGCGUCAGCACGUGCCCAGCAGCUGGCGGACAACCUCACGACGCUGAGGGAGGAGUGCGCGCGCCAGGUGGUGGCGGUCAGGCAGGAGGCAGAGACGACCAAGAGGCUGCUGCACUGCAAGGUGCUGGAGGCCGAGGCGGCGGUGGAGCGCACCAGGGCAGCCGCCGCCGCCGUGCGCAGGGACAGAGACUGUCAGCACCGGCACCUGCAGGGCCAGUUGAAGUGCAUCACCAAGAGCUUCUCGGUGGCGCAGCACAAGAUAGAGGAGCUGCAGGGCAGCGUGGAGCCCGGGGAGAGCCCCAGGAGCACCUUGCAGGCACCCCCCCGGCCCUGCAUCACCGCCACGUGCCCCAACCUGCUGCCCCGUGGCCGGGCGCCUCCGGCCCAGGCCUGCGACCAGAGCAACUGCUGCUACCCGCCCAGUCGUGCCAGCAACCUGUCCGUCCAGAGCCGCAACACCUCCUGCUCGCACAGAUAUGGCCAGUAGCACACUCCCACCAGUGCCUCCAACUCUUCUCUCUGCUUAUACAUUUGUGAAUAAAUCAUGUGUGUGAAAAUAA
Messenger RNA from Bacillus rossius redtenbacheri, 2295 nucleotides. RefSeq names its product nuclear mitotic apparatus protein 1-like. Bases 183 to 2222 code for a protein of 679 amino acids. The transcript is spliced from 4 exons. NCBI's taxonomy places the organism in Eukaryota, Metazoa, Arthropoda, Insecta, Phasmatodea, Bacillidae. The record is from RefSeq and is a predicted model, not a curated record. Gene Ontology annotation, cellular component: centrosome. Gene Ontology annotation, biological process: regulation of cilium assembly.